Messenger RNA from Pleuronectes platessa (European plaice), 3843 nucleotides. Its product is annotated as apoptosis-stimulating of p53 protein 1. Gene Ontology annotation, biological process: regulation of apoptotic process. Gene Ontology annotation, cellular component: nucleus. Gene Ontology annotation, molecular function: p53 binding. The transcript has 23 exons. The coding region runs from base 538 to 3657 and encodes 1039 amino acids. NCBI's taxonomy places the organism in Eukaryota, Metazoa, Chordata, Actinopteri, Pleuronectiformes, Pleuronectidae. The record is from RefSeq and is a predicted model, not a curated record.
GGAGGGAUGAUCGGGACGGUGACCCAGUUCACCCUGCACACCAACCCACUCAUGACCAGAGGAUGAGAGUCACAGGGAUUUGAAUGGUGAAGCUGCAGCGGCUGUUUCCAGGUUUCUUACAUCCAGCAGUUUUUCAGUUGUGGCCUUAAAACAAAAAGAAGACAGAGAGAGAGAGACAGAGAGAGAGAGAGAGAGAGAGAGAGAGAGAGAGAGAGAGAGAGACAGAGAGAGAGCGACCUUUACCGUCUCUGUGUGUUAGGGAGAGAGAGAGGAAGGAAGGAAGAGGGAGGGAUUGAACUAAGGAAAGUGGAGUUUUUUUUAGGUUUCCACAGCAUCUGGAGACCUGAGCGGAUCUACAGACACACAAGAGGAAGAACAAGAAUAGUUUGGACGUACGAAGGACUAUCAGAAACAAGAGGAAAAGGCUGGAUAAAAAACGACACCUUAAAAGAGGAGAAGAGAAGAGAGGAGUCGAGGAGGAGAAGUAGUUGGUCUAACGGGACGGGAGAGGAGCAGAGUUGUGUCACAGCAGCAGGAAUGUUACCGGUGAUACUGACAGUUUACCUCAAUGACACCCAGCAGAUGCUAACCGAGGUCCCAGUUUCUCCGGCAACCAGAGUGACUGAUGUGGUUGAAUACUGCAAAGAGGCCGGCGAGGGGGAAUGUCACUUAGCCGAAGUAUGGAACGGGCAUGAGCGAGUCCUCCCUCAGGAGUUAUUAUUGCUGGAUCUCCUUCAGCAGUGGGGGGCCAGGAGGCCUGAGGUCAGCUUCUACCUCCGACACUGCCCCGCCUGGGCACAAGGAAGUCAGCAGCCUCUGGAGCAAAGCUGGACCUCAGAAGCAACAGAGAGCGCUAAUGACAGGAUCCCCCGUGUGGAGCUGACCCUCUCCGAGCUCCAGGAAAUGGCCACAAGACAACAGCAACAGAUAGAGGCUCAGCAACAGAUGCUGCUCGCCAAGGAGCAGAGACUGAGGUAUCUUCAUCAGGGAGGCAGAUCCAACCAGGGACAGACACAGUCUGAAGCUGAGAAGCUGCAGCGGCUGAAGGAGCGAGUAGAGACUCAGGAAGCAAAGCUGAAAAAGAUCCGAGCCAUGAGGGGACAAGUGGACUACAGCAAACUGAUCAACGGAAACCUCUCUGCCGAGAUAGACCAUGUGAGCAGCUUGUUUCAGGAGAAGCAGGCAGAGCUGCAGUCUGCAGUGGUCCGAGUUGACCAGUUGACUCAGCAGUUGGAGGAUUUGAGGAAAGGGCGCAUUCAGUUUCACUCUGCGCCGCCUCAGGGGGCACCCACGGGGGGCCAUGGUACCACCACAGGCCAGAAAGGGUCGCCCCUCUCGGGCCCUGCAGCGCUGGAGCUGAGGAAACUCUACCAGGAGCUGCAGGCUCGUAACCGCCAUAACCUGGAGCAGAGCAGCAAGUUGUCCCAGAACAAGGAGCUGCUAAACAAGAGGAACACCCAGGUGACAGUGAUGGAUCAACGCAUCGGAGAUCUGCGAGAACGCUUGCACAAGAAGAGAGCUGAGUUAAGCCGUAUAAAUGGAGGAGGCCUGUCCUCCCCUCAGUCCUCUUCCCAUCCUGCUGGUGGAGUUUUGGGUCGAGUGGCAGCUGUCUGCCCCUACAUCCAGGUUCCAGCGGAGGGGAGACAGGAGGCCGGUUAUCACCUGCCAGUUGACCCUCCACCCAAACCCACCCCACUCACCCACACCCGUUCCCUCUCAGCCAAUGAAGCAUCAUGGCCUAGCAUCAGUAAGAGUGUGUCCGAUUGGAGGACCAACAGUCCAGAACAGCUUCCCUCUGGUUACGGUACCUACCCCAGUGCCACCCACCAGGCGGCAGGGCAUCACUCUGCCACCAGCUCCCUGCCCCGCUCUGCCCCUGGUACACUGGGCUGGCGUCGAUCAAACGUUGCCAACGCCCCGUCAUCUUCCUCUUCAUCAUCCUCCUCCUCCUCACAGCAAAUACAACAUCGUAUCUCUGUACCUCCUAAUUCAAACCAAGCCCAGCCCUCUCCACUGUCCCCACAAACAGAGCGAACAGAUCCCCCUCCAGCUGUGGCCGUACGCCCCUACGUCCCGGACCAUCCCUCCAGGCCCCAGUCCCCCAGGAAGGGUCCUGCCACCAUGAACAGCAGCUCCAUCUACAGCAUGUACCUCCAGCAGCCUCAGGCUAAAAACUAUGGAUCCCUCAGCAAUAGAACUACCGUCAAAGCAGUCUAUGGCAAACCUAUCCUCCCCACGUCCUCCACAUCUCCGUCCCCUGUCCCUUUCCUCCAGGGAGGAGGAGGAGUGAGAGCAGGAGGCGAGGAUGUAACAGAUAAGGAAGGAGGGAAACGAGGAGGAGAGAGCAGUGAUGGGCAAAUUAUUCCUCCGCCAAGCGUAGAUAACAUCCCUCGUCCCCUCAGUCCCACAAAGCUCACCCCAGUUGCCCACUCCCAGCUACGUUACCAGAGUGAUGCUGACCUGGAGGUCCUUCGCAGACGCCUCAGCAACGCCCCACGGCCGCUGAAGAAACGCAGCUCAAUCACUGAACCAGAGGGCCCACAGGGGCCAAACAUCCAGAAACUUCUCUACCAGAGAUUCAACACACUGGCGGGAGGAAUGGAAGGAGGCUCAGGCAACACUUUCUAUCAGCCUGAAUGCCUUUUGGGUGACAUGGACAACAUCCAUUCAGCCAAUGGGAAUGUAGAACCUGGUGACAAGCACAUCAGUGUGGCAGCUGUGGAGGGCAAAGUCCAGAACCUGAACUCGGACUCCCGACGCUUGUCCCCUCCUUCCAUUUCCAUAGAAACGUCCAAAGAAUCAACGGCAACAUCGGAAACUACCAAUAAUGUCUCUCCGUCAACCCAGCCCAGCCCAUUCCCUUCACCUGAUAGGCCAGAGGACCAGAAUAACAACAAACAGAGAGGAUCUAGUCCUACAAACAACUCUGUAGGCCAGGCCUCUCCAUCACCUCCUGCACCUCCUCCGCUGCCUAAGGCGAAGCGAACUAACCUGAAGAAGCCGUCCUCUGAGCGGACAGGCCACGGUCUGCGAGUCAAGUUUAACCCUCUCGCCCUGCUGCUGGAUGCGUCGUUAGAGGGAGAGUUUGAUCUGGUGCAGAGAAUCAUCUAUGAGGUGGAAAAUCCCAGUAUGCCCAAUGAUGAAGGCAUAACUCCUCUUCAUAAUGCUGUCUGCGCUGGACAUCACCAUAUUGUCAAGUUUCUGCUGGACUUCGGAGUGAACGUGAACGCAGCUGACAGUGAUGGAUGGACUCCUCUGCACUGUGCAGCUUCAUGUAACAGCGUUCACCUCUGCAAGAUGCUUGUGGAGUCCGGGGCGGCCAUUUUCGCAACAACAAUUAGUGAUGUUGAAACAGCAGCGGACAAAUGUGAAGAAAUGGAGGAGGGCUACACACAGUGUUCUCAGUUUCUCUAUGGUGUACAGGAGAAGUUGGGGGUUAUGAACAAAGGCUUGGUCUAUGCCCUGUGGGACUACACGGCCCAGCAGGCUGAUGAGCUUCCCUUCAGCGAGGGCGACGGCCCCACUGUGCUAACCCGGCGUGACGAGACGGAGACAGAGUGGUGGUGGGCGCGACUUAAUGACCGGGAGGGAUACAUCCCCAGGAACCUGCUGGGGCUGUAUCCAAGGAUCAAACCCAGACAACGCUCGUUGGCAUGAGGCCCAGAUCAGGGGCCACGUGCACACUCACUGUGGGCACAUGCAUGCAGAGAAGAAGAGGAGCAAAAGCCGCAUGAGGGCAGGCGUGUUACCCAUGUAAGAAGGACUCAAGGAAGGAUAGAAAUAGUCAAGAAAGGAAAGAAAGAAUGAAGAAUAUGGAGGUUCAAGUUUUUGCUGGAUAGUUUU